AUGUCGCGCUUGUACUUCGUGGUCGCAUUGACACUUUUCUGUGUCGCCUUCGUCCAGAAUGCCGUCGAUCCCCGCCCAUUCUACCACCACAGACCCCAGAAGUCUCACAGACCCUAUAGAGCCCACCACCGCGGCAACGACCGUAUUGUCGCAGUCGGCGAACUCCACAGCGACUACGACAGCACCUCGACCGUCCUCCAGAUUGCCAAGGCCAUUGAUCGCCGCGAAAACAGGAUCGCUGGCUGUGACACUUUUAUCCAGACUUUGCUGCAGAAGCUUCGCAAGCAGGCCAAACGCGUUGGUGGAGAGGUCCUCAACCUUCUCGGAAAGUAA
Molecule: messenger RNA, 333 nt
Organism: Linnemannia hyalina
Lineage: Eukaryota; Fungi; Mortierellomycota; Mortierellomycetes; Mortierellales; Mortierellaceae
Source: the annotation of a GenBank genome assembly